This is a messenger RNA of Encephalitozoon romaleae SJ-2008, 663 nucleotides long. RefSeq lists its product as hypothetical. The coding region runs from base 1 to 663 and encodes 220 amino acids. The transcript has a single exon. The record is from RefSeq and is a predicted model, not a curated record. NCBI's taxonomy places the organism in Eukaryota, Fungi, Microsporidia, Unikaryonidae.
AUGUUUGGCAAUAAGUACUUCCUGAUCCUUCUGAUGGGCCUGGAAAUUUCUUCGCAGGCAAUAGGCGUCAGGAGAGUUCCAGUAGAAGUGUACAUCUCUGAAGCUGGACGAAAGAAAUUUCUUGAUAAAGGUAGAAGCAUUGAGGACAUUGUGGGAAGUGUUGCAGAGGAGUUGGAGUUGAAGAUGAAUGAACAUGUAUAUGCAGACAGAGCAAGCACAGACAAGCGCAAAUUCCACUUUGACUGGAGUGUUAGUGGGAUGACAUCUCCUGAAAUUGAUUUGGACAAGUGUGGAAAGGAUACGAGCAGAUUCCAAUAUGACCUGGUCCAAGCAGCUAGAGACAAGCCAGGCGCAUCAGUAAUUCUUCUCUAUACCUGCGAGUCUGAAGGAUAUAGUGAAGACUUUAUUCUAGCAGGGCAGAAGACACCUCUUGUCAUCCAAAGGAAGUAUCCCGAGUGCUCAAACGAUGUGGCAACGUUCACGGAGACCGAGCCUAUGAAGAUUGAGUCCAUCAUUGCUAAUGCCCUAUUUAUUACGGCAGGGUCUCCCCUGAACGAUAUGGUAGAAUUUGAGGAGGUUGAUAAUGGGAGAGAUGGAUUCAAAAGAGAUAUACGCCUAAAGACAACAGACUUCUCGCUUUUUUCUGGCGGAAUCUGCCACUAA